Messenger RNA from Mollisia scopiformis, 400 nucleotides. RefSeq lists its product as uncharacterized. The record is from RefSeq and is a predicted model, not a curated record. The coding region runs from base 42 to 266 and encodes 74 amino acids. Lineage: Eukaryota; Fungi; Ascomycota; Leotiomycetes; Helotiales; Mollisiaceae. The transcript has a single exon.
CCCUCGUCCAUGUCGAACUUGGCCUUAAGCUGCCCAUAUCAAUGGCCGGACACGAGAUCACGAGAUAUUUCAUUUGCGCCAUACGCGCCAGACUCAACAGCCGACAGACUCCAGUGAGUGAUGGUCGUGGAUUAGAAUCCACUUCGCCCGACUUUCCAAGGCCCACCUCUCCAUCCCCUAUUCAAGGCGUGGCACCGGGCCCAGAAAAAUCUGGGGACGACACGCAUGCGUGUUUAACCUAUUCCAUAACUACAUAUUCUGGAUAGUGAGUCGAGAAGGCCCUUCGUUGUCUUGUAUUGAGGCGCCCCAAUCGAAAACAGUUAAUGCCGCUGUGAGCGCUUCCACGUCCACUUUCUUGCAGUCUUCUCUUUGCAUAUAAUUGCAUGGCAAAACCCUUUCC